AUGGCCAAGGGCGCCGCUUCCAAGCCUCGGAGAGCGGCCAAGGUGAUGAAAACGCCCAAACAGGGCGCAGAUGCGACCAAGGCGCACGGCGCAGUGGCCCGCUUCAUUGAGCGGAAGCUCUCGCACAUUCUUGAGUCCAGGAUUAAGACGCUUCGCGACGCCGAGGGACAGUCCAUCGCCACCUAUGCGGAGAAGGAAAUGCGCAGGAGGAGGGUCCACCAGGGGCGGCUGAGUGGGCAAUUCCUGCAGCAGUUGUACGCAGACUUCCAGCUGGAAGCUGGCACGUGGGAUGACUUCCCGCCGCCCGCAGAGGACGGCGUCCUGAACGAGGAGCUCCAGGAUCUCGUGAUGCAGUGCCACGACGAGAACAAGGUGACGCGAGAUGCGAAGCCCCUAUGCUGCUACUUGGAGACGCGCGGCGAGCUGGACGAGGCCAACGACCACUUUUUGUUGAAGAGCAGCCUCCCAGGCCCAAUGCUGGAUGCCACGAACUCUCGGAACAUCCACGUCGCAAUAUUGGGAUACAUCGCUCGUUUUGGCCUGGAUGCGAAGUUCAAGGCGUAUUGGGAUGUCGUCGCCAGCGAGUUGGACAACAGCUGGAAGCACUGCUUCGAGGACGCCGUGGCCGAGGGAGCUCGCAUGAAUAACUUCCUCAAGAGCAGGCAGGGCAUCAUGAAGCUCUUCUUGGACAACCGCGUCGUGGACGCCCUCGCGAAGGCCGACGGCGAGUACUCCCAGUGCUGCGAGGAGAUCCGCGCCGUGAUGGUGAGCAACUGCAUGACAGGGAGGGCCAUGUUCCGGGACAAGUGGCUCUCCUGCGCGAACACUCUCUUCAAGGAGGAGUGCGUUCGCCAGCUGCGAAGCCUAGAGCACAACGACUUCGACGCCGACGAGGUCGCGGGCUACACGAGCACACUGAACCAGCGGGCCGCUGAGUUAAGGAAGUUGGCGGGCAAGAAGAAGAAACCAAUGAGCUACGUGUUCGAGCUGUACUGCGCGACCCUGGACGCCAUGGAAGUGGGCGGCCCUCGGGGCGCAGCGCUGUUCGUGCUGAAGAACCGCAUGGCCACCAUCGCCGUCAACAACGGCCAGCUGACGCCCUUGUGGUGGGAGCGGCUGCUACUCGACAUCGGCAGGGUCGAGCAUUGCCCCACGGCGCUGCAAGUUCCUGACGAGUGGAUCGGCAAGCUGACGCCGGCCCGCGACUGCGCGGAAUAUAUGCUGAAGGACGCGGGCACUUUGGAGGGCGUCAUCAAGAAAGUCACCAGCAAGACGAAGACGCUCCUCGACGUGGACCGCAACUUCAAGUGCCACAUCCAGUUCCUCACGAAGCACGUUCCUGGGCUCCUUCGGGCCAAGCUGGACCGAAAGGUAUUGCAGGCCAUGCCCAAUGCUGGCACGGGUGCCAAGUUCGACGAGACGCUGGAACUGCUGAAUGCCGCGCGCGGGUCCGAGCUUGCAGCCGCGCUCGGCGAGACGGCGUGCGAAGAGCUGUCCGGCAUCUACGACGUCGUUCGCGGGGUUAGCCUCGGCCGGCCCCCGCUGGACAAGGGCGCGAAAACAUUCAGCAAGCUCGCGAAGGACGUCCUGGCCCGCGCCUCGUCUUUUUGCGAGUGCAAGUUCACGCAGUCAGAGAUGCGGGCGCGAGGGAAGCACGCCGCCCCUGCGGUCUACGGCGCCGAGGCCCUGCAGCACAUGUUCAAGCAGCUGGAGGACAAGCACGGGGGCGACGGCGCGACGGUGGACGCGGAGGCCCUGCGGCCAGUCAAGCGCUUCAAGUGGCUGCUCGAGGAUGGGCAGAAGGUCGUGUUCUCGAAGUGGCUGCGCGACGCCUUGCCGACGGUUGUCAGCGCCGCGCCGAAGCCCAUCGCAGACGGCAAGGUCGACGACAAGGGCGAGGAGGAGAAGAAGCCCGCCGUCGCGAAGGCUCCGUCGGGCUCCAGCUCCAGCAAGGGCCCUGCUGGCGCGCCGAGCUCCUCCUCCAGCGCAGCGGGUGCAGAGCAGAAGAAGGCAUCCAAUGCGAAGAAGCAGGCGCUGCUUCAGGGGCUCUUCAAGCGCGCCGAGGGCCCCAGGGCAAAGCCCUGA
Prorocentrum cordatum is the source of this 2085-nucleotide messenger RNA. The record is from the annotation of a GenBank genome assembly. NCBI's taxonomy places the organism in Eukaryota, Dinophyceae, Prorocentrales, Prorocentraceae.